Molecule: messenger RNA, 1336 nt
Organism: Halichondria panicea
Lineage: Eukaryota; Metazoa; Porifera; Demospongiae; Suberitida; Halichondriidae
Product: 1-acyl-sn-glycerol-3-phosphate acyltransferase gamma-like
Exons: 7
Coding region: 73-1224 (383 amino acids)
Cellular component (GO): endomembrane system
Molecular function (GO): 1-acylglycerol-3-phosphate O-acyltransferase activity
Source: RefSeq, a predicted model, not a curated record
UUUCCUAACCUUUCAUAGCUCGACUGACAGCUAGCUAGCUGUCUCAGCUCAGUGUUUGGUUUGGGCAUCAUCAUGCUCUCGCCGAUGUUGCUUCUCCGGCUGUUCUUUGCAGUUACUUUUUCCUACGUCUUCGCGGCCAGUGGUCUGGUAGCUAGUGCGGUGUGUCUCAUACUCACCGUGUUUCUAUGGCCCUGUGCCAGGAUGACAUACAGAAAGAUCGUGUGCUGGAUAGGAUACAGUAUACUGGGACAGAUAGUGUGGGUGUGCAGAGACUGGGCCACGCUGGAUAUAGUACUGUACGGGGAGGACAGUGCCUACGAGAAAUUUGCCAAGGAAUCGGCCCUGAUGAUUUGCAGUCACCGUGGUGAUUUGGACUGGGUGGCUGGCCUUGUUGUCGGAGCCUACUACAAGGCUCUCCAUGCCAUACGGUCACUUCCGAAACGAUCGGUACUGUUUGUCCCCGGGUUUGGUCAGAUUUGUUGGGCACUCGAGUUCCCAUUCCUGAAAAGAAACUACGCUCAGGACCAGGAAACAAUUGCCAAGAUCUCGGACAUUUACAACAACUACCCGUACCCCAUACAGGUGGCUAUAUUUUGUGAGGGUACUAGGUUUACAGUGGAGAAGCACAAGCUAGCUGUCAAGUUUGAGCAAGAGAAAGGUCUUCCAGUGUUAAACCACCACCUUGCUCCUCGUACCAAGGGGUUCGCCGUAUUAGCUGAGCAUUUCAAACCUGGAGGAAAGUUCACAGCCGUGCUUGAUGUUGGAUUUGCCUAUCGUGACUGGCCUGGACAGAACCUACCCAGUUUCCUGGACAUGCUCUUAGGGAAGAAAGUGACACUGCUCUGGUACAUGAGGAGGAUUCCAAUGGAGGACCUACCAUCGGGUCACGAGGAGCUGCAGAGAUUUUGUUAUCAGCUAUUUCAGGACAAGGACAAGGUCUAUGAGUACUUCCUACAGAAUGGAGUGUUCCCUGGGCCCUCACGGCCCCUCCCUCCUCACACGAACACUAUGUGGUUUGUUCGCCUCAACACCUUCUUCUGGGCCAUGGUCACCUGCGUAGUACCUGCACUGGUCAUGUUCUGCACACUCUCCUGGUUCACUCUAGGGCUCCUCUGUGCUGGGGGAACUCUCUUCAAUGGAUUGGCACUUGCGGGGCUGCUCAAGUACGCCUAUGGUGGAGACAUUCCAGUAGACACUCCAGAAGUGAAAAAGAAAACAAACUAAGAAGACAAGAAAAAUUAGAUCAAUUCAUUUUUUAGUGUGUGAUUCCCCAUUGAAGUUUUUUCAUUUCCUCUGUUUUUGGCCGCGGUUAAAAUAAUUAUUAGUUAUUAGCUAA